Molecule: messenger RNA, 2835 nt
Organism: Dermacentor silvarum
Lineage: Eukaryota; Metazoa; Arthropoda; Arachnida; Ixodida; Ixodidae
Product: cytochrome P450 3A24-like
Exons: 14
Coding region: 165-1712 (515 amino acids)
Molecular function (GO): iron ion binding; monooxygenase activity; oxidoreductase activity, acting on paired donors, with incorporation or reduction of molecular oxygen
Source: RefSeq, a predicted model, not a curated record
AGUGAGUAUCUGGGGAUGUAGAUUAUUAUUCGGUGAGCCAGCAAAUGCCGAUAGGAGGAAGGGACAGACCACUCCAACCGAGGAGACGAAAGUGACACUCCGUGGUAGAUCACACCGCAGAAGAUAAACCCACGCAGAAAGGACUCGCGGCAAGUCCCGUCGAUAUGUACUUCCCGAGCUUCCUUCUCUUCUACGACUGGCUGUUUCUAAUCAUCGCUUUUGGGGUUACGCUGUACCUCCGAGCCACCCGCUACCGCAACUAUUGGAGAGACCAGAAUGUUGUGCACGAGAAAUUUUCCCUCUUUUUUGGACCGCAAAUGAAGCAACUGUUCAAGCCGUUCUACAUCGUUGACCGAGAACUAUACAAGAAGCACGGACGUCUCUUCGGGUCCUUCGAAGAUGGGAAGCCUGUGCUCUUCGUGGCUGAACCGGACCUUCUCAAGUUGAUUCUAGUUAGGGACGCUGCACUGACCCACAAGAAGGUUGCGCAGUUUGAUGACCCCAUCUUGGGGAAUCUGAUGGUCAAUGUUGAUCCGAAGCAAUGGAGAAAACUUCGCUCAGCGACGUCACCAGCAUUUACGACCGGAAAACUACGAAAAAUGCAAGCGAUUAUCGAUGGAUGUGCCGCUUUGACAUCAGAGCGUCUGAAACGAGCCGCGGCGGCGUCUGAAGACGUCGACUUGAAAGGGUUCUAUGGCCUCUACACGCUGGACGCAGUCGCAAGUUGCUCCUUCGGGGCAAAGUUGUCGGAGGGCUCUACAGAGAAAAACUCUUUCAUUACAUCCGCAAAGAACGCCUUCUUUGCCGAAGUAACGCCCUUGGUUGUACUCAAAGCAUUUCUUCAGAAACUCAGCAGAACUUUCCACGAGAACCUGUUCAAUGAAAAGGCAUUCGAAUUCUACAAGAACGCUACAAUAAAUAUCAUCCAGAAGCGCGAAGAAGGCAAAAUCCGACAUGAAGACUUUCUGCAAAUGAUGAUGAAUGCCAAGGAGGUUUCAAAAGAAAAUGCGGCAUCUGGAGAAGAGAUUCCUGAGACUGAAAGUUCUCCAGUGAAGCCGCAAGACGUUAAAAAUCUGACCGAAGAAGAGGCGUUGGCGCAGUGCGUCUUCUUUUUCCUUGCGGGCCAAGACACUGCCUCGACCACCGCGUCCUUCGCCACUUACCAGCUGGCCAUCAAUCCGCACAUACAGGAGAGACUGCGAGCCGAAGUCGAUGAGUGCUUCCGGAAACACGGGAGUUCGCCAUCGUAUGACGAAGUUUCCAAACUUUCGUACUUGGACGGCAUUGUGCAGGAAACGCUGCGAGUGAUGACACCAACGCCGAGGAUCGAGAGGUCAGUUGCGGAGGAUUACAUUCUCGGAGACACUGGCAUAAAGGUUCCCCGGGGCUGCAACAUUUUAGUACCAAUCCAGCAAAUGCACAACGACCCUGAAUUCUUCCCAGACCCCGAUGUUUUCAACCCUGAAAGGUUCAACGAGGAAAAUAUCAAGUCUAUCCGCCCGUAUACGUACCUGCCUUUCGGUGCUGGCCCACGAAACUGCCUCGGUUCGAGGUUUGCGAUUCAGAUCGUGAAGACUUGCCUCCUCCACGCAGUCCACAACGUGCAGUUUGUAAAGUGUUCCAAGACCAAGGAUCCUGUCGAGUACAAGACUGGCUUCGGCAUUCUGCAGCCCAAGGACCUCAUCGUGGGCGUCAGAAAGAGGAGCAGCUAGUCACGCUCUUGCUUGGUGGCUCAGAAAGUUGACACGCCUUGGGCUAAAUUUACAGAAAUGUUUCAAUGUUCUUUUUAAAAUGUAACAUCUAAUUAACUAAACGUGGACAGGCGAGGUUUGUCUAUUGCUAUACACAAAUACCGAACUAAGCUAUCAUUUUGGCGAUUGUAUUUCUUCUAUUUUUUUACUUUGCUGUAUAAAAACAUAUAAUAUUCAGUUCAGUGUGGCGUCCACAGUUCUCUUCUUCUUCAGAAAAAGUAGCUACCGAUUUAUUAUUGCUAGUUCUAUUUGCUCAUGGUGUUUUCUUAGCAGUUGAUGAGGGAGCAGUUUUCCACUGCUUUCUUCCUCGCUGUGUCUAGUCGCUAAAGCAACGCCUGCGAGUAUCUGAACACCAGCAGCUCGACCAAUGUUACAGUCACAAUAAACAAUUUAGUGUAUGCGCCUGUUCCUUAGGGUCUGUCCAAUAGGGGUGGUCCUGCCUGUAGGUGUAUUACUGUUGGCGCAGCACCUAGGGGCGGCACGCAAGCCCUUCCAUCGCAUCAAGGCAGGAAUAUGGCCAGAUAUAGUUGAAGACAAGAGAAAAUGGAGCCGCCAGUGUUCGAGAUGGUUAGAUGGGAUUCUUCAGGCCACUGGGAAAUGUCUCAGUGAGCUUAAAGAUCCUGUCUUAAGCAGAUGGCACUAGCUGUUAUAAAUUCAUGGUAUAAUCAGGAAUCGACGAUUCGGCGGUACACAACAACAAUAGUUCUAUUGAAUAAGAGUCGUUAUUACUGGUAACUGCACGCUGCGCUCACGCUUUCAUUUCAUACGAAGGCAGUGUGCUGUGGACUGUCACAUACACUUUGUUCGUGCUUAAAUAGAAGCGCUUGAGCGUAAUGCAGUUUUAACAGCGGAGCUGUUUAAGGUCGACGUUGAUCCCUACGGAACGAUGGUGUUCGCAGUUUCGAGCGAAGGAGAGCGACAGAAAUAAAUAAAUAAAUAAAACAAGAUAAGCUUUCUUGGCGAGGCGGGAUUCGAGCCUGGAUACCCAGGGUCCGAAGGCGAGCGUCAUAACCACUAGGUUAUACACCCACGCUUGCAGAACAUACACGUAUGGGAACCAUACGAUUGCGUUGUACCGACUAUU